GCACCCGUAUCGUGUACACGGGCCAGUUUCUGAAGGCGCUGCGCGACUCGCCGCUGGCCCGCACGCCGCCGGCGGCCAUGGCGCACGUGCCGGGCGUGACCAAGCUGCCGGGCGAUCCGCCGCUGAAGUCGGCCGCCGGCUCCGGCUCGCCGCCGCCCGACGGCGCCGCCGCCGCCGGCGACAAAGCCCAUCACGAUGGAGACGAUCCUCAGUUCGAGAUGGACAUGUGAGCGGUGGAACCGACCUUGGCUCGCCCCGGGCCGGCGCCGCGCCGCGCCGCCGCGCGACGUCCACCUGCGCGCGCCAUCUCUGCCUGGCGGCGGGAACCUGUGGUUGUGCUCGUGGCUCGCCAGGGCUGUGGAAUCCAACGAGAGCGAACGAAUUUGAGCGUCUCGGCUUUUGCUUCGCCGAAUGUGCGGCCUAUGAAAACGGGUUAGGAAUGAUUUAGCUCAAAUUGUUCACUUAACAAUGAUAAACGAUGUAUUGGUUUGAUGUUUUGGAGUCAUUUGAGUGGGCUGAUUUUGUGGCGCUAUGAAUUGCCGGUGCGACUGCUCGUACUGCGAAAUACUGCUCUCAAGACGUGCUUCCCUGGGCGGUGCGCUGGCGUUUCAGUCGUGCUGCGUUCUGUUUAAAACAUAAUCAUUUUCCGAGGAAGCAUCGUAUUUCUUUUUGCCGGCCGAGUGCUGCUGACCACGCGGCAUGACACUGAUUUGCGUGCCGCAGUCUUCCGACACGUUCGGCCUGAGUGGUGUCGUCCUGACGCUGCGCCGCGCUGUUCCGCCAGCUUCUCUGUGACACAUCAGUGUUCAGUGGACCCAGUUUCAGUGUGUUGACGUUUUCGGUUUGGUUCCUCUGUUCUGGCUGGUAGCCGUUUUCUCUGUAGUGUUGGGGCCGGGCUCGUCGGGAUUCGGCGCCGGCCGCUGCUGUCGCCGGCGCGCCUGCGAGAGCGUGCUGUUCCUGCCGGCGCCGGCUGGCCCCAGCUCAGCCGGUGGCCGUCGGCGUCGGUGUCGGGGCAGG
Pollicipes pollicipes is the source of this 1017-nucleotide messenger RNA. RefSeq names its product eukaryotic translation initiation factor 4E binding protein thor (gene Thor). Gene Ontology annotation, molecular function: eukaryotic initiation factor 4E binding; DNA-binding transcription factor activity. Lineage: Eukaryota; Metazoa; Arthropoda; Thecostraca; Pollicipedomorpha; Pollicipedidae. Gene Ontology annotation, cellular component: nucleus; cytoplasm. Gene Ontology annotation, biological process: negative regulation of translational initiation; positive regulation of DNA-templated transcription. The record is from RefSeq and is a predicted model, not a curated record.